Gekko japonicus is the source of this 5443-nucleotide messenger RNA. It is a transcript of the gene RAPGEF6, whose product is annotated as Rap guanine nucleotide exchange factor 6. The coding region runs from base 1 to 4980 and encodes 1659 amino acids. Lineage: Eukaryota; Metazoa; Chordata; Lepidosauria; Squamata; Gekkonidae. The transcript has 32 exons. The record is from RefSeq and is a predicted model, not a curated record. Gene Ontology annotation, molecular function: guanyl-nucleotide exchange factor activity; protein binding. Gene Ontology annotation, biological process: positive regulation of ERK1 and ERK2 cascade; small GTPase-mediated signal transduction.
AUGACAUCGCGUGUGGAUCCCAGGAUUAAACAAGCAUUGCGGAAAAAACCAUCAGAAAGAACUCAAGAGGAAUUAAAUACUAUAUAUUACUACCUUCAUGGAAUGGAUAUACUGUCAAAUCUCAGGGAACAUCAGUUAAGAAUUAUGACUUCAAGUGCACGUUACAAAAGGUACGAAGGAAACCAAGUUCUGUUUUGUUCGGACACUAUUGCAAGAUGCUGGUAUAUUCUUCUUUCCGGAUCUGUGCUCAUGAAGGACUCUAUGUUUUUGCCACCUUGCAGUUUUGGCAAGCAAUCUGGAGGAAAACGAGGUUGCGAGUGUAUCGUACUGGAGCCUUCUGAAAUGAUUGUGGUGGAGAACUCAAAAGAAAAUGAAGACAACAUCCUGCAAAGGGAAGGGCCCCGCCGACAAUCUCGGCGGAGAUUUAGGAAAAUUAACCUGAAAGGAGAACGCCAGACCAUCACAGACAAUGUGGAUGUUAGCAGCUACCUGUCACUUCCAGCAGACCUUACCAAAAUGCACCUAGCAGAUGGUCAACAUGCACAAGUCACACAUGUCCCUUCAAGCCAGUCUGGUUGCAGCAUUGCCAGUGACUCUGGGAGCAGCAGUUUAUCUGACAUCUACCAGGCUACUGAAAGUGAAAUGGGAGAUGUAGACUUAACUGGGCUCCCAGAGGCACCAGUAGAUUCUGAAGAAGAAGAAGAAGAAGAUGAAGACAUUGACAGAACUUCAGAUCCACUGCUAGGGCGAGAUGUUGUACGGGAGUGCCUUGAAAAAGAGCCAGCUGACAAAACAGACGAUGAUAUUGAACAACUACUGGAAUUUAUGCAUCAGCUUCCAGCAUUUGCAAACAUGACUAUGUCUGUAAGAAGGGAACUCUGCUCAGUGAUGAUAUUUGAAGUAGUAGAGCAAGCAGGAACCAUCAUCCUUGAAGAUGGGCAAGAACUUGAUUCUUGGUAUGUAAUUUUAAAUGGAACAGUGGAGAUCAGCCAUCCUGAUGGAAAAACAGAAAGUCUCUGUAUGGGAAAUAGUUUUGGGAUUACCCCCUCACUGGAAAAGCAAUACAUGAAUGGUGUGGUUAGGACCAAAGUAGAUGACUGCCAGUUUGUCUGUAUAGCUCAGCAGGACUACUGGAGAAUUCUAAACCAUGUUGAAAAAAAUACACACAAAGUUGAAGAAGAAGGAGAAAUUGUUAUGGUGAAGGAGCACAGGGAGCUGGACCGUAGUGGAACCAGGAAAGGACACAUAGUCAUUAAGGCAACACCUGAACGGCUCAUCAUGCAUUUAAUAGAAGAACACUCUAUUGUGGAUCCAACAUACAUCGAAGAUUUUCUCUUAACAUACAGAACAUUUCUGUCAAGCUCUCUAGAAGUUGGAGGCAAACUCUUAGAGUGGUUUCAAGUAGACAAUCUCAGGGACAAGGUUACUCGAGUCGUACUUUUAUGGGUAAACAACCAUUUUAAUGACUUUGAGGGAGAUCCAGCCAUGACACGUUUUUUGGAAGAAUUUGAAAAAAACUUGGAAAAUGCGAAAAUGAAGGGGCACCUUAGGUUACUAAACAUUGCCUGUGCUGCCAAGGCAAAGUGGAGACAGAUUACAUUGCAGAAACCUUCCAGAGACUCCCCACUUUUCUUCAGCCUCCUUGAAGGAAGCGAUAAAGGUUUUGGUAUUUUUGUAGAGACAGUGGAAUCAGGAAGCAAAGCAGCAGAAGCUGGGCUUAAACGCGGUGACCAGGUAAUGGAAGUCAAUGGGCAAAACUUUGAGAACAUUACUUUUGCAAAAGCUAUGGAAAUACUGAAGAACAAUACUCAUCUUUCUAUUACUGUAAAAACAAACAUUUUUGUGUUCAAAGAGCUGCUUAGCAGGAUUGGUCAGGAGAAGAAUGGAGUUCCACAUAUUCCCAAAAUUGCAGAAAAGAAAAAUAAUCGUUAUUCUAUCCCAGAUAUUCCUGGGGAUGUAGAACAGAUGUUUCCACGUGAGAAAGGAAGCAAGAAAAUCAAAGCAAAUACUGUGUCUGGUGGGAGAAACAGAAUCAAGAAAAUUUUAGAUAAGACACGAUUCAGCAUCUUACCUCCAAAAUUAUUCAGUGAUGGAAGUGUAAGCCAAUCACAGGAUGACAGUAUUGUGGGCACCAGACAGUGCAGACACAGUGUGGCAAUUAUGCCUAUUCCUGGCACACUCUCAUCCAGCAGUCCUGAUCUCUUGCAGCCUACAACCAGUAUGUUGGAUUUUUCUAAUCCUUCAGCGGUUGGUUUUUACUAUAUUCCAGAUCAGGUUAUAAGAGUUUUCAAAGCAGAUCAACAAAGCUGCUAUAUUAUUAUCAGCAAAGACACUACAGCAAAAGAAGUCGUAAAACACGCAGUGCAGGAAUUCAAUCUAACGGGAGCACCAGACACCUAUUCUCUGUGUGAAGUUUCUGUGAGUCCUGAAGGAGUCAUCAAGCAGAGAAGGCUUCCUGAUCAGUUCUCAAAGUUAGCAGACAGAAUUCAACUCAAUGGGAGAUAUUAUUUGAAAAAUAAUAUGGAAACAGAGACUUUGUGCUCAGAUGAAGAUGCUCAAGAACUGCUUCGAGAAAGCCAGAUAUCCCUUCUACAACUGAGUACCAUUGAGGUGGCUACUCAGUUAUCAAUGAGAGACUUUGAAUUAUUUCGGAACAUUGAGCCUACUGAAUACAUUGAUGACCUAUUUAAGCUUGAAUCUAAAACAGGAAAUGCUAACCUGAAACAGUUUGAGGAUGUGAUUAACCAAGAGACAUUUUGGGUUGCCACAGAAAUUUUAUCAGAGUCAAACCAGCUCAAAAGGAUGAAGAUUGUAAAACAUUUCAUUAAAAUUGCUCUCCAUUGUCGAGAGUGCAAGAACUUCAACUCUAUGUUUGCUGUUAUAAGUGGUCUUAAUCUGGCACCAGUUGCUCGACUCAGAGGAACAUGGGAAAAGUUACCAAGCAAGUAUGAAAAGCACCUUAGAGACCUUCAAGAUCUUUUUGAUCCCUCUAGAAACAUGGCAAAGUAUCGCAACAUCCUUAGCAGUCAGAGCAUGCAACCUCCAAUUAUUCCACUCUUCCCUGUUGUCAAGAAAGAUAUUACAUUUCUGCAUGAAGGAAAUGAUUCGAAGGUGGAUGGCUUAGUAAAUUUUGAGAAACUCCGAAUGAUUGCCAAAGAGAUUCGUCAAGUCAUCAGAAUGACAUCUGCUAACAUGGAUCCUGCUGUAAUGUUCAGGCAGAGGAAGAAGAGGUGGAGGAGUUUGGGAUCAUUGAGCCAGGGCAGCACAAACUCAAACAUGUUGGAUGUACAAGGAGGUGCUCACAAAAAACGUGCCCGGCGCAGUUCCCUUCUAAAUGCCAAGAAGCUGUAUGAGGAUGCUCAGAUGGCCAGGAAGGUUAAACAAUACCUGUCUAAUCUGAAAGUGGAAACAGAUGAAGAAAAGUUCCAAGGAAUGUCACUUCAGUGCGAACCUGCAUAUAGCACUUUGACAAAAAAUGUAAAUGAAAGACGAGGAACAAAAGUUUCUGAAAUGUCUCCAAUACCACUGAGAUCUGUUGGUCAAACUGCAAAAGCUCACCUUCAUCAACAAAACAGAAUGAGUCAAGUUCUUCAAGUUCCAGCUGUUAAUUUGUACCCUAUAAGAAAAAAAGGACCUGCAAAGGACCAUGUUACUUUCAGUGCAGGAUCUCCUCAGAAGUCAAUGAGUUUAUCUGAAGAUGUAAACAAUAAAAAACAAGAAGAUAAUGUAUCUAUGGUGUUUUCUUUGCAUUCCAGUCUCCCUGCUUCUCCUCAGGGCUCUCCACGCAAAGUGGGUAACUCCCAGAGAUCUGAUAACUGCAAUCAGAUUAAUCUCUCUGGCUCUUCUUCAUCACUUGCCAGUGAAGCCAGCAACAAGAACAGUGGACAACGCAGCUAUGGAAUAGGCUAUGCCCUCAUACCAUCUGCCAAAUCUGAGAAUUUCUCAGAUUCCAGUCACAGUGAGAUCUCUUCACGGUCCAGCAUCGUGAGCAACUGUUCUGCUGACUCGAUGUCUGCCGCCCUCCAGGAUGAGAGAUGCUUGCCUCAGGCCAUUGUGGUAGAUUUGGGAGGAACAGUGGAAAGGAAAGAGCACCGUCAACCAUCCUUGGAGUAUAGCCAGCCUUGCACUGGCUGGCCACUGUCCAGACCUCCAAUGAUCCGAGGACUGCCCGUCUCAUCUUCCUUGAGUACUGAGGAGAUCUCCCACGAGCACAUCAUGAUAGAAGCAGCAGACAGUGGUCGUGGAAGCUGGACUUCUUGCUCCAGUAGUUCUCAUGAUAAUUUCCAAACAAUCCAGAACCAGAAGGGAUGGGAUCUCUUAAACUCUUACCGCCACACUCAUUUAGAAAGAGCCAUUGCUGAAGUAGAGCCAUCAAGCUGCUGUCCUGAAGAGGCUCAUUUGCAGUCCAAUGCCCAUUCAAAUAGCAGCAGGCAGUCCAAAGGUGGCAUGGACUUUGACCAAUCCCGUCAAAGCUGGGCUUCCUCAAGUUCCCUCUCAGACACCUAUGAAGCAAACUAUGGGACAAUAAAACGAAGAGGACUUGACAGCCUAACAGCAGACCAGAGUGAAGUUUUGGACUCCAAAUCAGGCAAUGAUGCAGCUUACAAAACUGUCACUUCAAGUACAGAGAGAGGCCUCAUAGUGUACUGUGUCACCUCACCUAAGGAGGACAAUAGGUAUAGGGAGCCACCGCCCACCCCGCCAGGAUAUAUGGGCAUUUCUUUAGCGGACUUAAAAGAAGGAUCACCUCACCACCCACACAUAAAACCUCCCGACUAUAGCGUGGCGGUGCAGAGGUCAAAGAUGCUGCAUAGCAAGCUCUCUAGGCUCUCAUCUGCUCCUCUGAGUAGUGAACCAGUGGCCUGUUUUCCAAAGAAGAUGCCUCAGUGGCAUGACCGACAGCCAUCCCAUCCUAAGCUAGCUGAUAUGACUGACGCAAAUAGUGAAGAGGACGAAGAUGAACAAGUAUCGGCAGUCUAGCCUUUGUGCUUCCUGCAAAAAUUGCUUCAAGUCACAGUAAAAGGAAGGAUCAUACAGUCCUGUUAGCUGUAGCUGACAGCUUGCUGCUAUUGACUUCAAAUGUUGCAUUUGCCUCUGUUCUAAACAAAUGAUGGGCUCUUUUCAGCCUACUAUGGUCAUCUCCAUGGUCUAAGAAACCUAUUUAUGUGGGGGGAAAGAGACAAAUCUUUCCAAGGAAUACUGACCCUGUAAUGCAGAAACCAGAAUUGCAGACAGACUUAACUUGCAUUGGGGCCACCCGCCACUUGGAAGCUUUCGUCAGUAGAAAAUCCUAGAAUUUUUUGGUAGACCACUCAGAUAUUUUCUAUACCAUUACUGCUCUCAGUCGAAGAAUGUUAUUUUAUGUACGUAUGGAAGAAACUGCAAAGCUUCAGCAAAACCAAGGAAACUUCUGCAGCAAUCCGAAGACACAAUCCACUGGGAA